AGUAACUCAAACCGCAGCACGCCUGCCUGCUCCCCGAUCCUGCGCAAACGCUCCCGGUCCCCGACACCGCAGGACUCCCAGGGAGAAACCAUGGUGGAAAAAGGCUCAGACCACUCGUCAGACAAAUCCCCUUCCACGCCGGAGCAGGGUGUACAGCGUAGCUGUUCCUCUCAGUUAGGCCGCAGUGGGGCCAAGAACUCCAAGUCACACAAGCGCCUCUCCAAAAAAAGCCAGAGUUGGUAUAAUGUGUUGAGUCCAACUUACAAGCAACGGAAUGAAGAUUUCAGGAAACUCUUCAAACAGCUUCCUGACACGGAGCGCCUCAUCGUAGAUUACUCAUGUGCGCUACAAAGAGACAUUCUCCUGCAGGGCCGCCUCUACCUCUCUGAAAACUGGAUCUGCUUUUACAGCAACAUCUUCCGCUGGGAGACACUGCUGACAGUUCGCUUGAAGGAUAUCUGCUCGAUGACCAAGGAAAAAACAGCACGGCUCAUUCCUAAUGCCAUCCAAGUUUGCACUGACACUGAAAAGCACUUUUUUACUUCCUUUGGGGCUCGAGACAGGACGUACAUGAUGAUGUUCAGACUCUGGCAGAAUGCUCUACUUGACAAGCCUCUCUGUCCAAAGGAGCUCUGGCACUUUGUCCACCAGUGUUAUGGGAACGAGCUGGGUCUGACCAGUGAUGAUGAAGACUAUGUGCCUCCUGACGAUGACUUCAACACAAUGGGCUACUGUGAAGAAAUCCCCGUGGAAGAAAAUGAAGUCAACGACAGCUCCUCAAAAAGCAACAUGGAGGCCAAGCCAGACGCUAGCCCUCAGCUGCCAAAGAAAUCUGUCACUGCCGGCACGUUGACACCUACGGGAAGCAGUGAAGCGCCAGCCUUGUUUGAUGGAGUUCUACCCGAAGAGGAGGAGGCAGUGGCAGAGAGUCCUGUGGAAAAGGACCUUGGCAUUGCAAAUAUCAUGGGAGAGAAGACAGAGAUCAUUGGCCCUGUGAACUCCCCUUCCCUAGACUUCAAUGACAAUGAAGACAUUCCCACUGAGCUCAGUGACUCGUCAGAGACCCACGAUGAAGGGGAAGUCCAAGCCUUUUACGAGGAUCUGAAUGGCCGUCAGUACGUGAAUGAAGUGUUCAACUUCAGCGUGGAUAAGCUGUACGACUUGCUGUUCACCGACUCCCAGUUCCAGAGGGACUUCAUGGAACAGCGCCGGUUCUCUGAUAUUAUUUUUCAUCCGUGGAAGAAGGAAGAAAAUGGCAAUCAGACCAGAGUGAUCUUGUAUACCAUUUCCCUCACCAACCCCCUGGCCCCCAAAACUGCCACUGUCACUGAGACGCAGACAAUGUACAAAGCCAGCCAAGAAAGCGAGUGCUAUGUCAUAGAUGCAGAGGUGCUAACUCACGACGUCCCCUACCAUGAUUAUUUCUACACCAUUAACCGCUACACGUUGACUCGUGUUGCCAGAAACAAAAGCCGACUCAGGGUUUCCACAGAGUUACGUUACAGGAAACAGCCUUGGGGGCUGGUGAAAUCCUUCAUUGAGAAGAAUUCUUGGAGUGGCCUAGAGGAUUAUUUCCGCCAUUUGGAGAGUGAACUGACCAAAACUGAGAGCACGUACCUGGCUGAGGUCCACAGACAAUCCCCCAAAGAGAAAGUGAGCAAGCAAUCGACCACGCGCCGGAGGAAACGGGCCCAUGCCCAUCUGCGGGUGCCACACUUGGAGGAGGUGCUGAGUCCCGUCACCACCCCCACGGACGAGGAGGUUGCCCAUCGAAUCAAGCACGUGGCAGGUUCCACACAGACACGGCACGUCCCUGAGGAGAGCCCCAGCGGCUUCCACCUGCAGAGCGUCUCCAAGCUCCUCCUUGUCAUCAGUUUUGUGAUCUGUUUCAGCCUGGUGCUGCUGGUCAUUCUCAACAUGAUGCUGUUCUACAAACUCUGGAUGUUGGAACAUACUACACAGACGCUCACGGUGUGGCAGGGCUUGCGGCUACAGGAAAGGUUACCCCAGUCUCAGACAGAAUGGGCUCAGUUACUAGAAUCGCAGCAGAAGUAUCAUGACUCAGAGCUACAAAAAUGGCGUGAGAUCAUCAAAUCCUCGGUGAUGCUUCUAGAUCAGAUGAAGGAUUCACUGAUAAAUCUUCAGAAUGGCAUCGGGUCCCGGGACGUCGGGUCAGAUCCAGAGGAGAAACGGAAACGUUUCCACUGA
Molecule: messenger RNA, 2208 nt
Organism: Opisthocomus hoazin
Lineage: Eukaryota; Metazoa; Chordata; Aves; Opisthocomiformes; Opisthocomidae
Source: RefSeq, a predicted model, not a curated record